GUGUUUCGUUGACAACAUCACACAAUUAUCGUUGAAUCAUCAAUUGUCAAGGUUCGCCUUAUAAGUAAAAGGCGGCAAUCGAGUUCUUUGUUCAACAUUUGGUUCCAUCUGACCCAUCAAGAACUCGAACUACAAUCUUCAACCAUGUCCACUCGAUUCACGAAUCACGAAGGUCUAUAUCCUCUCCGUACCUUCGACCUUAAAUCGACCGCCAGCUCCCUAUCAGACUCUCCCCUCAGCUCGACAAGCACAUUAGCUUUGGAGGACGAUCACAUACGAAGCACCUUCUUUUCCGAGAAACUAGGUGAUGGCAGUGGACAAUGCGAACUCCCUCUGACCACUCUAGCCAGCCUCACCGAUAUCCUCGAUCAGGUCGACAUAUACGACAUCAAGUACGGGAAGGAACUCAACCCCACCGCUUCCCCGUUCACGCCAAAAGGCCACUCUCAACUUGAAACUCGAGCCUCCCCGAACUCCCCGAACCGACAUCGGAAUUCCUACGCGUCAUCGCCGCUACUUCGGCAUUCUCCAACUUAUCAUGCUGCUCCUGUGCAGACAACAGACUGGUUAUCCAUAUUCCAUGCUGCCAUCGUCCACCCCCGACCAACGUUACCUGUCCUCGCAGCAUACGCACGAGAUCUUGUAGAUACCACGCAAUGGGAUCAGUCUGAAGAGGACAUCAUCGAACUCACAAAACGGAUCUGCUUCCAAGCGAUGGUGAAUGACGAAACCAACCACGAAGUCCUAGCUCCCUUCGCGAGAGAAAUCAUGCUCUGUCUCCACGACUCCUUCGCAGAACACAUUUCUCAUUCGUUCGCUUGGCAUCUGAGAGAAGGAACGAUGGGAGUGUUUAAAGCUAGUUGGUGUACAACCGUCUGUCCGAAUGCCAUCUCAUAUCACACUGCCCCAUCAGAAGAAUACGUCCAUACGGCUACGACGUUCCUACAUUUUAUCGGAGACUUGUUCUCAAUGGGAAUACUGACCAAAGAGAACAUCUCCAUGUGUUUGUCCGUCCUCGCGCACGAGCUGGUCUCCAUCGAACACAUUGAGGCUAUCCGAACUCUAAUAGAGAGUGCGCAAGUCGAGUUUUGGUGUAGUCCAGGGGAGACAAGACCAAGUGGGGAGAUGAUGAGACGUUUUAUUCAACAUUUCUCGAUGAAGGUCGACAAUUUCCAAGAUGGUGUUACGCCAUUCAGUGUGCUCGGGAGACUUGCAGGACCGGAAGAAAGGGACGCGAAGGUUCACGAGGUAUUGAGUAUGUUAUCACAUUGGUGGGGAGGUGAUAGCGGUUUGGGAUUGUGA
This is a messenger RNA of Marasmius oreades (fairy-ring Marasmius), 1302 nucleotides long. RefSeq lists its product as uncharacterized. NCBI's taxonomy places the organism in Eukaryota, Fungi, Basidiomycota, Agaricomycetes, Agaricales, Marasmiaceae. The transcript is spliced from 2 exons. The coding region runs from base 145 to 1302 and encodes 385 amino acids. The record is from RefSeq and is a predicted model, not a curated record.